Messenger RNA from Saccoglossus kowalevskii, 1744 nucleotides. RefSeq names its product platelet glycoprotein 4-like. The record is from RefSeq and is a predicted model, not a curated record. NCBI's taxonomy places the organism in Eukaryota, Metazoa, Hemichordata, Enteropneusta, Harrimaniidae. Gene Ontology annotation, cellular component: cytoplasm; membrane. Gene Ontology annotation, molecular function: scavenger receptor activity.
GUUCGAACACACUGUACUAAUACUAUGUAGAAUUGAUUGCGUGUGUGGACAGCAUUAUGCCCAGGUCUGAUUUCCGCCGUUUCAUAUACAUAUCACCAUGGUAGCCACGAAAGUAAAAUUAGGCGUGUCAGCUGGAGUGGGUUUACUGCUAUGCGCCAUUGGUCUGGCGCUGAUACCAGCCUUCAAUGUUUUGAUUCACAGGACUGUCGAAAAGCAAUUGAUUCUAGAACCUUCGUCGUAUAUAUACGAGAAUUGGAAGAAGCCUAGCGACCCCAUUUAUAUGCAAUAUUGGCUAUGGGAUCUUCAAAAUGAAUACGAGUUUAGGAAUGGAGACCAACCUGCUGUUCUCGAACGAGGUCCUUAUACUUACAGAGAGUACCAAACCAAACACAAUAUCACGUGGAAUGCAAAUGGAACGGUGUCAUAUCGAAAUGUACGUCAGUACGUGUUCAUACCUGAGAUGUCGGUAGGACUGGAAAACGACACAGUAAAAACAAUAAAUAUUCCACUUGUGACCAUCGCCAGUAUGUUGAAAAAUAUGCCGUCAUUGAUAGAAACACUUGGUGAAUACAUUGUAGAUGUUUUAGCAUUGGCUGACAAGGAGACGCUAAUCAAAACUUUGUCGGUGAAAGAUAUACUUUGGGGAUAUACCGACCCCAUAUUCAAAUUGAUAUACGAAGUGACGGGGACAUCGUUCGUGCCAAGUCCUGAUUUUGGGCUCUUCUUAGGUCAAAAUGACACAGAUGAUGGAGAGUUCACGGUGUAUACUGGUAAACUGGACAUUAAUAUGUUAAACAUAAUUGAUAGAUGGAAAGGAGAAGAUCAUUUAUCCUGGUGGUCAGAUAUGUAUGCAAAUAUGAUAAAUGGAACCGACGCCACUUUAAAUCCCCCGUUUAGUAAUCCAAGUGUUAUGCACUACGUAUUCCAGUCACUGGUGUGCAGGUCGUUGCAUGGUGCGUUCAUUGGACAGAAGACAGUCCAAAAUAUCGCUGUCGAUCGUUUUGUGAGUCCCGCCUACGAAUUUGCGAACCCAGUGGAUCAUCCCGACAAUGCCGGUUUUUGUACCCCGGAUGUAAAACACUGUCUUCCAUCAGGAUUCCUAAAUGUCAGCAACUGUCAACAAGGUGCACCAAUUGCGUUAUCGCUGCCACAUUAUCUGUAUGCUGACCCUAAGUACAUACCACCAAAUAUGAAUCCUAAUAUAGAAGAACACCAGACAUAUCUCGACGCACAUAGGUUGACUGGUAUCACAAUGAGAGCGACUAAACGUAUGCAAGUUAAUGUACACGUAACCGCCGACCCGGAUACAAAGAUCACGGAACUUUCCAAAGUGACUGAAGUAUUCUACCCUGUUCUUUGGCUCAACGAAAGUUACGUCAUUGGAACUAAGAAUGCAAAUGAAUUCAAAGAUAAAGUGGAGCGGCCAAUACGAAUCACUACCAUAGUACAGUGGACUGUAUUUGCAUUAGGCGCGUUUAUCCUUUUGGUAGUGUGUAUCCUUGCCAUACGUCAUUGUUCUGAGGAGAAGCAGACACGUGAUACGCAAGAAGAGGAUAACGUGGUAACGAGAAAAAAACAGCCACCGACUGCGUCGUCAUCAGACUCAGCUCGACUUCUACGAGAUGGGCCAAAGGUUAAUUGAUACCACUAAGUGUGAGAUGAGUGUGCCCAUGUGUGUCAGAAUUUUUGCGCCGUUUUCCAACACAUUUUUUUCUUUAAAAUGAUCGUUUUGCUAUAAUUAAAC